This is a messenger RNA of Linepithema humile (Argentine ant), 1748 nucleotides long. RefSeq names its product probable phosphoserine aminotransferase. Gene Ontology annotation, molecular function: O-phospho-L-serine:2-oxoglutarate transaminase activity; pyridoxal phosphate binding. Gene Ontology annotation, biological process: L-serine biosynthetic process. NCBI's taxonomy places the organism in Eukaryota, Metazoa, Arthropoda, Insecta, Hymenoptera, Formicidae. Gene Ontology annotation, cellular component: cytoplasm. The record is from RefSeq and is a predicted model, not a curated record.
AUAAGAUCAAAGCAAACAGACUGCAGACAGUGUCUGCAGAUGCUUCGUCAAUCUCGUCUCGAUCGUCACAAAUCGCGCUUGUCUCGAAAAGAAUGCGAGUAGAAAGAUAAAGUGGAAAUCGAAAAAGUGAAAUUGUUGAUACUGUAAGACCCCCCACAAGCUAAACGAUAACGAAAGUACGAUAACAACUGUUACUGCUGCUUGGCACCACUUGUUUCGAUCUUCUAUCCAGUUUAGUCUGUUUCGUUCUGUCUGUUUGAAUCGACCACACGAAUUAUGACCGAUCAAAAUAAUAAAGCUGAAGUCAUCAAUUUCGGUGCCGGUCCGGCUAAAUUGCCACAUGAGGUUCUAAAAGACGUUCAGAGGGAAUUACUCGCAUAUGGAAAUACACAAAUCAGCAUUCUUGAGUUAAGUCAUCGAUCAAAUGACUUUAAAAACGUUAUCGAUGAUGCACAGGCAACACUACGAGAUAUUCUAAAUGUUCCCGACAAUUACAAAAUCCUGUUCAUGCAAGGAGGCGGCACCGGAAUGUUCGCGGCAGUUCCUUUGAAUAUCAUGCACACCGGCACCGCGGACUACUUCGUAACCGGCGCUUGGUCGGCUAAAGCGGCGAAAGAAGCAGCCAAGUACGGAAAAGUGAACAUGGUGCUGCCUAAAACGACAAAGUACACGGAAAUCCCAGAUUCUUCAACUUGGAACUUGGAUCCGAAUGCAUCAUACGUUUACUAUUGCGACAACGAGACCGUGCAUGGAAUUGAAUUUAAUUACAUUCCGGAAACAAAUGGUGUACCGCUUGUCGCCGACAUGUCGUCCAAUAUACUUACGAAACCAUUCGACGUAUCUAAGUUUGCAAUAAUAUUUGCGGGUGCGCAAAAAAAUAUAGGACCCGCUGGAGUCACUUUAGUGAUCGUGCGAGACGACGUGCUCGGUCGUCCCAUGGACAUUUGUCCGACAGUGUUAAAUUUUACCGUUAUGGCAAAUGAUAACUCUUUGCACAACACUCCGCCCGUUUUCCAGAUAUAUGUAGUGGGUUUGGUAUUUCAAUGGAUCAAACGAAAAGGUGGAGUCAAAGGUAUGCAGAAUUUUGCGAAGAAGAAAAGCGGCAAGAUAUACGACAUUAUUAAUACGUCAGAAGGUUUUUAUACGUGUCCCGUCAAGCCAGAUGCACGUAGUAAAAUGAAUAUUCCGCUUAGAAUAAAAAACGGUGACGAAGAAUUGGAAAAAGAAUUUCUUGCUGGUGCUGCAACUCGUGGCAUGCUGCAGCUGAAGGGUCACAGAUCAGUUGGUGGAAUACGUGCAUCUUUGUAUAACGCAAUUAGUGAAGAAGAAGCGGAAACAUUGGCCAAUUACAUGAAAUGGUUUUACAAUGAAUAUCAAAAACGCUAAAAAAUAAUUUUAAUGUUUAAAAAAAAAUUUAAUAUCGAAUUUAAAAAGUUUACUAAAAAAUAUUAGUUGUAAAUGUUUAUAGUUAUAUGCAUAGCUAUAUAACAUACAUAUGGUAUACAACAAUUUUUCAUAUAUAUUUGAAAUAUGUAUUUUUUAAAAUUAAUUAUCAUUAUCUUAUUACAUUUGCAACUUUAUCACAUAUACGAUUUUAUACGAUUUAUAGCAAUUCUUUUUUUAUUGAAUUAUAUGAUGAGCAAACAGUACAUCUAAUUCUCUUUCCAAAUUGGCAUUAGUAUUGCGACAUCCAUCUAUAACAGCUUUUGCCCACUGAAUUAAACAAAAAUAAAAAAAUUUAGAUGUAA